This is a messenger RNA of Triticum urartu, 1554 nucleotides long. The record is from RefSeq and is a predicted model, not a curated record. NCBI's taxonomy places the organism in Eukaryota, Viridiplantae, Streptophyta, Magnoliopsida, Poales, Poaceae.
UAUGUGCCACUGAUCUUUAAUCCGUUGGUCCAGCUUCGGUUUUCUAUUUUUUCUACCGCAUGCUCAGAUUCUAUUGUAGUCCGUCCUGUCUCAUAACAGCUCGAUCGAUCUGCAGGCAAUUAUAAUUCGUGUACGUCUCGGUCUACGUCCGUCCCUUCUCGAUCUGAGCCCUUCAUUUAAAUAUACAGCCUAUACAGACCAAAUCGACAACACAAACUUAGUUCCAGCGACAAUUUCGACGAGCGAGGGAGCUAGCGUUUCGACGAGAGAUCCAUCGAUCCACACAUCUCAUAUAGGUACGUACGUAGUCCUCUCGCCUUCAAUUCGCGUCGUCGUGAGGAUCAUGGCGGCGGCAGCGCUACUGCUGCUGCUGGUGUCGCUGGCGGCGGCGGCGGCGGCGCCCACGAGCAACACAUCGGAAAGGUGGGAGAGGACGAGGAGCGAGGAGAAGGAGCGGAUCUUCAUGGAGUGGAAGGCGAGGCACGGGCACGGCACAACCAACAGCUCCCUGACCGAGGUGGAGGAGGAGCACCUGCACGCCAUGUUUAUGAAGGACUUCUGCGACAUCGCCCACGAGGAGCACCGGUACACCAUAUUUAAGGAGGCCCUCCGCGACAUCGACCAGCACAACGCUGGCUAGGCCAUCAGGGUCUACAAUAACAACCGAUGCAUCGACCAGUUCAGCCAUCUCAUCCAAGAGGAGUAUGAAGCAGUUUGCUGCGGGUACUGGGAGGUGAUGCCGUCCGAGGCCGAAUUACAGAGGGUGGGCGAGAUCCAGGAGCGCUUGUGGCAGGCAUUUACUCAUCGGUUAAUUUAAUUCUUGGUUGACAGGAAAUUUACUGGAUUGCUUUUUUAUGGCUCAUCAAGCAUCUCCAAUGUUUUCUAUACCAGCAAAAAGUAGAGGAUCUUUUUUAACAUCAAAGUAGAUGGUUUUCUCAUAGAUGAAAUAGUUAGGAUAUAGUAUGUCUGUGUUGCACAUGGCUUUCAUUAUGCAAGAUAGGAGAGGGAGUAGAGGCUUAUUCUUUCAUGCAAGAAUAUACUGAUGCUGAUUGGAUUAUAUUCUUGCCUUGUUUAGGCGCAUGGGACACACUACAGUGCUUCUAUUUUCCAUGUUUCUGCCCAUGGCCUCACCGGACUACUAUUAUUCUGCAAGACUUGCAAAAAGCUUCCAGCACAUAUACAUGGGGACGGUAUCAAUUGGAGACAUGGAGCAGAGCUAUUUUCUUGCAAGACAGGAAGUUGUUGCCAUGCUGAAUUGUGAUAUCAUUAAUCACAAAGCGGUUCCAACACUAGUAGCUUAUCAUUUUAUCUCGUUCAUAGAAAGAAAAAACUUGUCUGAUUAAUAAGUAGUUGUAUUUCCCACGUAUGUUUAAUCAUUGCAUUUCUUUCCAAUUAGCGUGGCGACAUUCUCCCCUUGGCAGUGGGCACCCUAAAUGUUUUUAGGAUGUGUUUAGGGCACAUCUAGAUGUGCUCUAGUUAUUGCACAUCUAAGUGAGUGAAUCAAGUAUAAAGAAAAAAAGAAAAAAGAGGAAGAAAAUAUUCACACGAAUCUCA